UAGUGACAAAUAUGAUUGAUGUCAUGUAGCUUAUAUAAAGUAUGGAUAUGUUACAAGGAAAAAAAGUUAUAUCCAAAGAUGGAAGCUUCCAUCCUGUUAAGAAUGUGCUGAGAAACAAAAAGAUUGUAGUCUAUUUCUUCAGUUCAUCAGCUGUAAAUAGACCUGACCUAAUGCAGAAACUGAGAACUGUAUACCAAGAGAACUUAAAAAGAGCUACCGGGAUAGAAGUAAUAUACGUGUCGUCUGACAUAGACGAGGCUAAAUUUAAAUACGAUUAUACUAUACGACAAGGACCAUGGCUUGCUAUACCAUUUAAGGACCCCUUGGCAGAUGAGCUGAGGUAUUUUUAUGGCGUUAGCAGUUUGCCAAUGUUAGUAGUGGUAAAGAAGGAAGGUGAUAUUAUAACAAAAAAUGGUAGACAAGAAUUAGAGUCAUUGGGAAUUGAUGUCAUAGUAACUUGGACCGAAUACAUUCAACAAUAAAUUUAUAUAGUGUAUUUUA
Molecule: messenger RNA, 501 nt
Organism: Sitophilus oryzae (rice weevil)
Lineage: Eukaryota; Metazoa; Arthropoda; Insecta; Coleoptera; Curculionidae
Product: nucleoredoxin-like protein 2
Exons: 2
Coding region: 42-482 (146 amino acids)
Biological process (GO): sensory perception; photoreceptor cell maintenance
Source: RefSeq, a predicted model, not a curated record